Styela clava is the source of this 1426-nucleotide messenger RNA. Lineage: Eukaryota; Metazoa; Chordata; Ascidiacea; Stolidobranchia; Styelidae. The record is from RefSeq and is a predicted model, not a curated record.
CCGCAUGGAUUAAGCGAUCGUUACAAGCAGAACACAUGGCUGAAGGUGGCCAGCAAAACCAACAGCAUCAACAAAAUGUAUAUCACAUUAAUAUUGCUCUGCACGCUCAACAGAAUCAAAGGGAACUAGUACAAGCAAGAACAACUGAGAUUGCUGCAGGGAAUAUUGAGAAUAUAAUAAUUCCACAAGCAGAUGAACAACAGGCAGCUCAGAAUGUUGAACAAGUAGCUGACAACGUUCAACCGGAUAAUAUCGCUGAAGGUGUCGAGCCCUUGAAUUUGUCAUCAAAAAAUACCGAUGGUUCUCAGAGUGGAGCAAUUAAAAAGAGAGGAGAAUCUGCACGAGACAAAAUGGCUCAACAACUGCAAAGGCCGCUGCCAUCUCCCAACACUGCAGGAGAUGGAAAUAAUCCUCUGAAGAUUUCAAUGCUGCGAAAAAAAUCUUCCAAGUUCUUCGACGAGUCCAAAUAUGAAGAAGCAGCCCCGAUCUUCGAAGAACUGCAACCCUACAAAACCAUCAAGAUUUCGAUACAAUACUUAUGAUGGUCGAGUGUUUCAUACAACUUGGCAGAGGAAACAAAGCGGAAAAAGCUAUCGCCAACUUACGAAAUAUUUUGAUGGCGUCAUCGGUGACCAGUGCUGAUGACGUCAAAACCGUCGCAAUCGAUUUGAUUUCAAAUUCCGCUUACAUUCGCGCUAUAAUAUUGCUUCGAAUAGCAAGUGAUAUCUACAAGGCUCGUACAAGAUCACCUGAUGAUGUGAUAAAUGGCAUUGAAUUUUGUGUCCGUAAGACAUAUUAUGCCACUAAGCCAUUGAUAAAAGCCGGUGGUCGAUCUAAAAUUAUAGGAGUGGAUUACGGCAUAGAAUACAUGACAGAAAUGCUGGAUGAUAUUCGUGCAAUAGAAAACGCUGAUCCAGUGAAUAAAGCAAUACAAGAGGCUUGGUGCUGUGAAUACAUUGGAUAUAACUAUUCACUGGCAGGUGAAUAUGAGAAAAGUAUAAAAAUCAGAAAGAAUGGACUGGAGGUUUUGGAGAAACAGUUCGGGUCAAACGCUUCAAAAUAUCAAAUCUAUGGCGGAUUGCUGCAUAAUACCGGUGCAGGGUACCAUAAUCUGCAGAAAUAUGAAGAAGCAGAAUCUUAUUUUAUGAAAGCCAUUGAAGCUCGUGAAAAGGCUUCAGAUUAUGAGAAUGAAGCUGAGAGAGAGAAAUGGAUUGAAUUUUCAAAAACUUGGCUCAAGAAUGCUCGUGAUCUAAAAGACACUCGAGCAAAAUUAACCUGAUACCCGCAUCGCAUAUUCACGGCAAAUCGUAAUUUACUAAAUUUAUCUCAUACAAUGAAUAUAAUAUUCGAACUUUUGAUUUACAUUUGUUAUGUAAUUUAAUACUGUAAAAAAUGGUCAGUAGCAGUGGCGUAACAAGGGGGUGGU